Molecule: messenger RNA, 10135 nt
Organism: Hypomesus transpacificus
Lineage: Eukaryota; Metazoa; Chordata; Actinopteri; Osmeriformes; Osmeridae
Product: trichohyalin-like
Exons: 6
Biological process (GO): regulation of apoptotic process; mitotic sister chromatid cohesion
Molecular function (GO): cohesin loader activity; double-stranded DNA binding
Source: RefSeq, a predicted model, not a curated record
AUCGGAGAAAGGCAGGCUGAUGACGAAAGCAGUCAAAAACAUUCUGCCACCCAACUUUCUUCUAUUGCUUGGUAUUGCACCCAUGUAACUCAAUUUAAAUGGACAGUGAUAGGGUGAUUUUAAAAAGGUUUCGCAAUAAUUUAGUAUCGACUUCACACCCAUGAUCUGGUAAGCCUGGACCCGUUAAAUAGACCAGAAAACUGAAAAAGCUAUUCUUGCAAAUCACUCUCUUCAAAGAUCAGUGAUCCAGCUAACAACACCAGGAGUCAUGGCAGAAUCAAGAGACCACGUUGGGAAAUUCCUGGAGGAAUUCAGGGAAGAGAUCUCAGCUGGGGUGCGGUCAGCUGGGUCCAUAGUGGAGGCUGUAAUAUCACAACAACUAAUUACAGAGGAUCAAGUGCCUGCAGUCAGGGACGCCUUGACCUUAAAUGGCCAGAUGAGGGCACUGUUUGAUGCAAUUGAGUCAGCGUCACCGCAAAAUAGAGUUGGCUUCCACCUAUUACUGACACUGAAAGAGCCUGAACUCAUGGCUGAACUAGAGCAAAGGCAAAGAAAUAGUAAGACAACACAGACAGAAUCAGAACAAGCAUAUGAAGGAGGCAGGAAAAAAACUGAGGACAAAACUGGACCAAAAGCUAACAUGCAGAUAAAGAAAGACAAUCUGAAAAGACGAAGACUUGAAACGAUGCGAGCCAUUGAGGAGAUUGAGAGACUUUGGGAAGGGAGCAAAAGAGAGAGAGAUGAAACAGACAUGAUGAAGGCCAGGAUUCAGCAACAGCAAGAAGAGAUUGACAGGUUGGUGAAAGAGAAACAAGAGCAGAGCGUGAACAUGGAAGAGAUGAGGAGGGAGAUAGAAAGUGUGAACGUGAAGCUGGAAAAGAACAAGGAGGAAAUAAACCAGGAGAAAGAGAGAAUUCAGCAAAUGUGGGCCGAUUUACAGACCGAGAAGGACAACUUAGAGGGACGGAGGAGUGAGAUAAUCGACGAGAGACACAGUUUGCUGUUGAUCAAGCAUGAGACGUUGAGAGCAAAGGACGAGAUAGAGCAGAGUAAAGCGAUCACAAAACGUGAGCAGGAGAACAUGGAAAAGAUAAAGGUUGAUAUUCAAGCACAGAUAACUGAUAUUGAGAGGAGAAUGAGGGACACAAAACAAUCAAAAGAGCAGAUGGAAGACAUCAGGGAUCAAGUGCACAGGGAAAGAGAUGACCUUGAGAAAAAACAAGAUGACAUCAAGAAACAGAAAGAGCAAUUUGAGCAGAUUAAAAAGGAGCUCAACAAAGUUAAAGAAGAGAUAGAACGAAGGUGGUCUGAAAUAGAAAGAGAGGAACUUGAACAGAGGGCCAGGAUCCAAAAAGAGAAAGAAGACCUAGAGAAUAUGCGAACCGAGAUGCAGAAAGCAGAGGAGGACAUUGAAGAAAACAGGAAAGAAACCAAGAGAGAGAAAGACCAUGUGAACAACCUAAAAACACAGAUACUUCUUGAGAAGGAUUCAGUAGAAAAGGACAGACAAGCAAUAUUGAGGAAACAGAAAGAAUUGGAACAGGCAAAACUUAAAAUUAAAAUGGACCAAGAAGAAAUAGAACAAACCAGGGAAAUGUCACAAAAAGUGAAAGAGAGAUUGGAACAGACGGAAGUUGACCUUCAGAGACAAAUGCAAGAGAUUGAGAAACAAAUGGAAAAGACCAGGAAAGCAAAUAGCGUCAUGGAAAAUAUGAAAGCUGAAAUCCAAGGACAAAAUCAGGCACUAGAAAAAAAGCAGGAUGAGACGAGAAGAAUGAGGGAAGAGCUGGAGAGAAGAAGGUAUGAGAUUGUAAAAGAGGGUCUGGAUCAAAGGGCUGAAAUACAGAGGGAGAGGGAGGAAGUUGAAAGUAUGAAGCUUGACUUGAUGAAACACAAAGACAUGGAGAAAAUCAGACAAGGCAGAGAGAGAGAGGAGGCCAGGCUGUGGAAAGAUGAAAGAAGCCGUGAGAAACAAGAAAUUGAGCAAAUGAGAGCUGAGUUUCUGAUAGAAAAAGACAACUUAGAAAGAAAACAACAGGAGACGGAGAGGGAGAGACAAGAUUUGGAGAGGGUACAUUUUGAGACAAUGAGAGUGAAAGAAGAGUUGGAGCAAAGCCAGGAAAUCACAAAACAAGAGAAAGCAAAGAUGGUUCAAAUGAAGGCAUAUAUACAGAAACAGAUUGAUGACAUAGAAGAGAAAAUUGCUGAGACCAAGCAAGCCAAGGACAAAAUGGAAGAAAUGAAAAUGGAGAUAGAAAGAGAACGUAAUGAUCUGGAGGCGAGAAGGGAAAAGGUCAGGAAAGAGAUAGACCACUAUGAAGGUAUCAAACUUGAGAUAAUUCAAGUAAAAGAAGAAAUUGAGAGGAAAUGGUGUGAGACUGAGAAAGAAGAAAUGGAACAGAGAGCAAAAGCCAACCGAGAGAAAGAAGCACUGGAGCAGCUGAGAGACGACAUUCAAAAAGCGAAAGACAAACUAGACAGAGAAAAAAUGGAGGCUGAGAAAGACAGAGACAACAUUGAAAACAUGAAGGCCAGCUUAAAACACGAGAGGGACAGUGUGGACGUAAAAAUCAAGGAAGCCAAAGCAAAGAGUGACAGCAUGACAGAGAUGGAGCACAAGAUACAAGAUGAAAUGCAAGAGAUGGAGAAAAUCAAACUUAUCACAUUGCAAGACAAAGACAAUGUCUCACAGAUGAAGGUUGAGCUUCAGAGACAAAUGACAGAAAUGAAGGAUCAUAUGGAGGAAACGAACAGAGCCAAAGAGCAGGUGGAUCAGGAAAGGGCUGUCUUGGAGAAACAGAGAAAUGAAAUGGCAAAAGUUAAGGAGGAUAGGGAGCGACAAAGAUAUGAAACAGUUAAAGAAGACCUAGAACAACAAGCAGGAUUGCAAACGGAAAGAGAGAUGUUGGAGAACUUGAGAGAUGAGAUUAAAACAGCUAAGGAGGAGUUAGAAAAGGCACAGCAGCUGGAAAAAGAAAUAAGGGAUUUGAAGCAAAAUGUGUAUGACGCACAGCAGGAAAAAGAGAUGCUUGAGCAAAUCAAAUCUGAGAUUCUGAAUGAAAGGGCACUUCUUCAAACCAAACAUAUAGAAGCCGCAAGAGAACAAGAGGACUUGGAUCUUCUGCGUAGAAAGACACUAAACGAAAAACUAAAGAUUGAGAAUCAAAAGGAUGCAGCCAUCAAAGAAGCAAUAGAGCAGAAAACUGCAUUUGAGAGAGUAAAGGAGGAAUUUGAAAUUCAAAUGGAGAAGGAGAAAAAAGAAAUGCAACAUGACAGAGAUGUGAUAAAGCAGGAUAGAAACCAGGUAGAACAAAUGAAAAUCAAAAUAAAGAACCAGGAAGAAGAAAUUAACAGAACCAUUCAGAAGACAAUGCAAGCUAAAGAUCUGAUGGAGAGGAUGAAAGCUGAGAUUGAGAGAGAAAGGGAACUUUUGGAAAGAAUAAGGGACCAGGCCAGGAGAGAGAAAGAGCCAUAUGAAAAGGUCAAGAAUGAGUUGAACAGGGUCAAAGAAGAGAUGGAAAAACUGUGGGAUGAGGUAGAGAGGGAGGAACAUGAAGAAAAAAUAACACUCAAACGUGAAAAUGAAGAGUUGAAGAAGCGUUUGGAGGAGAUCAAGAAUGAGAUUGGAGAAAUUCAAACGCUGAAAGAUGACCUUCAGCAUCAGAGGGAAGAGAUUGAUGCUAACAUGGAGCGGGUUAUUAUGGAACUAGACAAACUGGAAAAAACAAAGGCUGAGAUGCAGAGAGAAAAAGUGGACAUUGAAAACAAGAUGGCAAAGACUAAGUCUGAGAGAGAUGAGUUGGAAAGAAUGAAGUCUGAGAUGGAAAUCCAGAGGGAGGACAUUGAGAUCAAAAUGCAACAAGCAAGAGCAGAGAUGGAUGAGAUGAGAUCUAUGAAGGAGGACAUCCAGAGACAAAAACAAGAGCUUGAUGACAGGCUGCAAAAGACAAAGAGAGAGAUGAGAGAGACUGAACUGAUCAAAAGUGAGAUGGAGUGGAAGAAAAAGGAUGUCGAUCACAGAAUGAGAAAGACCAUGAGAAAGAAAGAAGAGACUGAAAGGAUGAAAGCUGAGAUUGAGAACGCUAAAGAGGAGAUGGACCAGAAGAUGAGAGAGACGCAGAGAGAGAAAUUUGAAAUUGAAAGGGCCCAGGCUGACGUAGAGAGGGCAAAACAAGAGCUGGAGACAAAAAUGGAUGAAAGCUUUGGUGAUAUUAAUGAGGGGGGACUAAUAAAUGCUGAGUUACUCAGGCUGAUUGAAGAUAUGGACAGAACCAGAGAGAUGGUGCAUCAAAUAAAAGGGCAGAUGGAAAAUCAAAUGGAAAAAAGCAACAUGAACAUGGAUGAUAAGAACAGAGUGAAUGCUGAAAUUCAAAGAUUGAUUCUUGAGGUGGAAGAAAUUAGAGAAGUGUUAAGAAGGGUCAAAGAUGAAAUUGAACAAAACAAAGAUAUUCUGAAAGAGGAAAAGGACAGCAUCAAACAGAUGAAGACGGAGAUUAAGAAAAAAAGAAAGGAAGUAGACCAGCGACUAGAAAAUAAUAUGCAUGAGAGGGAUGAGUUAGAGAUACUGAAGAUAAAGAUACAGAGACAGAGAGAAGAUGUGGAACAGAUCAGGGAAGAUAUAACUACAGAGAAUCACAAGAUGGAAAUUAUUAGAGAAGACAUACAGAGAGAAACUACAGAAGUCAACCGGACAAGAGAGGAGAUUCAAAAAGCCCAAAGGAGGAUUGAGGAAGACAAAGCAAACCUGCAAAGAGAUAAGGAUUUUAUGGAUACUUUGAAAUCUGAGCUUGAAAGACAAAAACAGGAAAACAGAUUGGAAAAGAAAAUACAAGUUCAGACCAUUGUGAAGAAACAUCAGGAUGUAACUGAUAAGAAAUACCUUGAAGUUGCAAUAGCAGAGACAUCUGAAGGAAAAGAGGACAAAGACAUGGGAGAGGACAGGAUUUCAAAUGAGAACGUUGUUUACAAGGAAACUAGUUCAGCUUAUUUUGAAAAGGGUGUUGUGGAGGAUGACAUAGAUAAACAGAAAGAUGAGAGUGAUGUGAUCUUGGAAAUACCAAAGAUGGAAAAUUACGAUUUGAUUGGCCAGAAAUCUAAUAGUGAGUUGAAAAAGAUUGUAGAAAACUUACUGAAACAGGGAGCUGAAGAAAGGAUGGAGCAGGCAAGGCCUGAGAUGCAGAAACAAAAAGAUGACAUUGAAAACAAGAUGGCAAAGACCAAGGCUGAGAGAGAUGAUCUGGAAAGAGUUAAAUCUGAACUACAGAUACAGAAAGAAGAAAUGGAAGUCAAAACGAAACAAGCAAAAGCAGAGAUGGAUGAGAUGAGUUACAUGAAGGAAGCCAUUCAGAGAGAAAAACAAGAACUCGAUGACAAGAUUCAAAACACAAAAAGAGAGAUGGCAGAAAUGGAAAUACUGAAGACUGAAAUGGAAAUAAAGAAGAGGGACCUUGAACAGACAAUGAGGAAGACCACAAGAAAGAAAGAUGAACUUCAGAAUACAAGGGCUGAGCUAGAGAGAGCUAAAGAAGAGUUGGAACAAACAAGGGCACAGGCAUAUGGAGAUGACAUUGAACAAGAGAAGGACAGGUUGAAAGAGGAAAAGGACCAAAUAAAACUGAUGAAGAACGAAAUGCAGAGAAAGAGAAGAGAGCUAGACCAGCGAUUGGAGAAGAAUGUCCGUGAGAGGGAUGAGUUAGAAAUACUGAAGAUAAAAAUACAGAGACAAAGGGAAGAGAUGGAACAGAAGAUGGAGGACAUGAUGAGAGAAAGUCAAAAAAUGGAAGUGGUGAGAGACGAGAUAAAGAAAUGCCAGAAGAAGGUUGAGGAUGACAACAAAGACUUGGAGUGUAUGCAACAUCAACUCGUCAACCAAAAGAUUGCACUGGAAAAUCAACAAAAAGAACUAGAUAUAAAGGAAAGGGAAAUUGAGGCUAGGGGGAAAGACAUGUUGAGAUGGAGAGAUGAGUUGGAAUCAAAGCAAGAAUGCAUAAGUGAUGACCUUAACAGAGAGAGACAAGACAUCCAUAACACAAAGGCCAUGAUAGCAAAAGAGAUUGCAGAAGAGAGAGAUGAGAUGGAAAAAUGUAGGAAUAAUCUCAUAGAGAAGAGAGAGGAGAUUCAGUUGGCUUUAGAUGAUAUCAGGAAAAGGAAAAGCGAUCUGGACCAAAUGAAGGUAGAUAUAGACAGAGACAGACAAACACUUGAUGAUGAGCAAAGCAGAAAGGAAAUGGAGGUGGGUGGGUUGACACUGAGAAUAACAGAACUGGUGAUAGAAAAGGGUUGCAUGGAACAACAUAUUGCAGAAUUUAAAGAUGUUAAAGACAAAUUGAUAAAGGAUAUAAAAAACCAUAUGGAGGACCUGGAGGUAAAAAGUCAAGAAAUACAGAGAUUGAAAGGGGAAAUAGAUGAUCUAAAGACACAGAAAAUUGAGAUUGAAGCUCAUAUUGAACAGGCAAAGAAGGAUAUGGACAGUCUAGGCAAGACUAUGUCUAAUCUACAGAGACCAAACCAUGACACAGAAAAAAAUAUGGCAAAGAACAUGACAGAGAGAGAUGUACUGGAAAGCUUGAAAUCUGAGAUACAGAUGCAGAAAGAGGAAAAUGAAAAGAAAGUGCAACAGGUUAGAGCAGAUAUGGAUGAAAUGAGAUUGAUGAAGGAACACAUUCAGAAAGAAAAGAAUGCCCUUGAAGACAAAUUACAAAAAUCCAAAAGAGAUAUGAGAGAGAUGGAAAUACUGAAGGCUGAAAUGGAAACAAGAAAAAGGGAUCUAGAACAAACCAUGAGAAAGACCAAUAGAAAGAAGGACGAAAUUGAAAACAUGUGGGCUGACAUUUACAAACAUGAAGAAGAGAUGGAACAAAGAAGGGAGGUUAUGAACAGAGAGAAAGAUGAAUUUGACAAAGGAAAAGCAAAACGAGAAAAGGAGGGCCUUGAAGAGAUUUCUGGCCAGAUUCAGAAGGAAAGAGAGGAUAUUACAAAACAAAUGGAAGAUGUCAAGAAUAGAACACUGGAUCUGGAGGCAAUGAAGGCUGAAGUUGAGUUAGAGAAACAAGGAAUCGAAGACAUCAAGAAGAUUCUAUCAAACGGGAGAGAAGAAAUUGAACGAGUCAAGAUUGAGAUGGAAGCAGAAAAGAAAAAUAUAAAGAACCUGAACAGAAAAAUGAAAGAAGAUAUGAAUGUGCUGGAAGAGAGGAAGGCUGAAAUGGAAAUAGAGAAAAAAGAAGCAGAAAAGCACAUGGCUGAAUUGAAAGAGGAAGAGCAAGACAUUAAGGAGAGUAUCAACAAGAUGAGAGACAACCUUGAGCAGAACACGGCUGAAAUACAACAACAGAGACAUGAGGUAGACAGGGCAAUGGGAGAAUUACACAUCAAAAAGAAUGAACUACAACUAAGCUCUAUAGAGGUGAAUAAACAGAGAGAUGAGAUGUCAAAUGAAAAGAUCCAGGUGGAGCAAGACAAACAAAAUAUUCGAGGUGAAAAGGUUGAACUGGAACGGAUCAAGACUGAGUUACAAGAAAAGUCAGAGAAUCUAGAUCAACUCAUGGACAUGACAAAACGAGAAAAGGACGGCCUUGAAGAGAUUUCUGGCCAGAUUCAGAAGGAAAGAGAGGAUAUUACAAAACAAAUGGAAGAUGUCAAGAAUAGAACACUGGAUCUGGAGGCAAUGAAAGCUGAAGUUGAGUCAGAGAAACAAGAAAUUGAAGACAUCAAGAAGAUGCUGUCAGAUGAAAGAGAUGACCUGAAACAGAUGAAGAUUGAGUUGGAAAGCCAACACCUACACAUUGACAACACCAAGGGUAGGAUUAAUAUGGCAAUGGAUGAGUUGGAAGAGAGGAAGACUGAAAUGGAAAAAGAGAAAAAAGAAGCAGAAAAGCACAGGGCUGAAUUGAAAGAGGAAGAGCAAGACAUUAAGGAGAGUAUCAACAAGAUGAGAGACAACCUUGAGCAGAACACGGCUGAAAUACAACAACAGAGAGAUGAGGUAGACAGGGCAAUGGGAGAAUUAAACAUCAAAAAGAAUGAACUGGAACUAAGCUCUAUAGAGGUGAAUAAACAGAGAGAUGAGAUGUCAAAGGAAAAGAUCCAGGUGGAGCAAGACAAACAAAAUAUUCAAGGUGAAAAGGUUGAACUGGAACGGAUCAAGACUGAGUUACAAGAAAGGUCAGAGAAUCUAGAUCAACUCAUGGACAUGACAAAACGAGAAAAGGAGGGCCUUGAAGAGAUUUCUGGCCAGAUUCAGAAGGAAAGAGAGGAUAUUACAAAAAAAGAAGCAGAAAAGCACAGGGCUGAAUUGAAAGAGGAAGAGCAAGACAUUAAGGAGAGUAUCAACAAGAUGAGAGACAACCUUGAGCAGAACACGGCUGAAAUACAACAACAGAGACAUGAGGUAGACAGGGCAACGGGAGAAUUAAACAUCAAAAAGAAUGAACUGGAACUAAGCUCUAUAGAGGUGAAUAAACAGCGAGAUGAGAUGUCAAAGGAAAAGAUCCAGGUGGAGCAAGACAAACAAAAUAUUCAAGGUGAAAAGGUUGAACUGGAACGGAUCAAGACUGAGUUACAAGAAAGGUCAGAGAAUCUAGAUCAACUCAUGGACAUGACAAAACGAGAAAAGGACGGCCUUGAAGAGAUUUCUGGCCAGAUUCAGAAGGAAAGAGAGGAUAUUACAAAACAAAUGGAAGAUGUCAAGAAUAGAACACUGGAUCUGGAGGCAAUGAAAGCUGAAGUUGAGUCAGAGAAACAAGGAAUUGAAGACAUCAAGAAGAUGCUGUCAGAUGAAAGAGAUGACCUGAAACAGAUGAAGAUUGAGUUGGAAAGCCAACACCUACACAUUGACAACACCAAGGGUAGGAUUAAUAUGGCAAUGGAUAAGUUGGAAGAGAGGAAGACUGAAAUGGAAAAAGAGAAAAAAGAAGCAGAAAAGCACAGGGCUGAAUUGAAAGAGGAAGAGCAAGACAUUAAGGAGAGUAUCAACAAGAUGAGAGACAACCUUGAGCAGAACACGGCUGAAAUACAACAACAGAGAGAUGAGGUAGACAGGGCAAUGGGAGAAUUAAACAUCAAAAAGAAUGAACUGGAACUAAGCUCUAUAGAGGUGAAUAAACAGAGAGAUGAGAUGUCAAAGGAAAAGAUCCAGGUGGAGCAAGACAAACUAAAUAUUCGAGGUGAAAAGGUUGAACUGGAACGGAUCAAGACUGAGUUACAAGAAAAGUCAGAGAAUCUAGAUCAACUCAUGGACAUGACAAAACGAGAAAAGGAGGGCCUUGAAGAGAUUUAUGGCCAGAUUCAGAAGGAAAGAGAGGAUAUUACAAAACAAAUGGAAGAUGUCAAGAAUAGAACACUGGAUCUGGAGGCAAUGAAGGCUGAAGUUGAGUUAGAGAAACAAGGAAUCGAAGACAUCAAAAAGAUUCUAUCAAACGGGAGAGAAGAAAUUGAACGAGUCAAGAUUGAGAUGGAAGCAGAAAAGAAAAAUAUAAAGAACCUGAACAGAAAAAUGAAAGAAGAUAUGAAUGUGCUGGAAGAGAGGAAGGCUGAAAUGGAAAUAGAGAAAAAAGAAGCAGAAAAGCACAUGGCUGAAUUGAAAGAGGAAGAGCAAGACAUUAAGGAGAGUAUCAACAAGAUGAGAGACAACCUUGAGCAGAACACGGCUGAAAUACAACAACAGAGACAUGAGGUAGACAGGGCAACGGGAGAAUUAAACAUCAAAAAGAAUGAACUACAACUAAGCUCUAUAGAGGUGAAUAAACAGAGAGAUGAGAUGUCAAAGGAAAAGAUCCAGGUGGAGCAAGACAAACAAAAUAUUCAAGGUGAAAAGGUUGAACUGGAACGGAUCAAGACUGAGUUACAAGAAAGGUCAGAGAAUCUAGAUCAACUCAUGGACAUGACAAAACGAGAAAAGGAGGGCCUUGAAGAGAUUUAUGGCCAGAUUCAGAAGGAAAGAGAGGAUAUUACAAAACAAAUGGAAGAUGUCAAGAAUAGAACACUGGAUCUGGAGGCAAUGAAGGCUGAAGUUGAGUUGGAGAAACAAGGAAUCGAAGACAUCAAGAAGAUUCUAUCAAACGGGAGAGAAGAAAUUGAACGAGUCAAGAUUGAGAUGGAAGCAGAAAAGAAAAAUAUAAACAACCUGAACAGAAAAAUG